AAGGUUAACAGAUUAACCAAUCUACCCUGUACAAACCCAAAGUAGUCCUCAGCCAAACUUUCAUAAAGAACUUAUCAUGCAAAAAAAGGCAAUUUAAACGAAUUGCUUCCCAAAUUUACUUAGGCUUAAUUUGGGAAUGCUAUAUUUAAUAUUUUUGAUUGCAUUCUUUAUUGUUCUCAUUACAGUUGGUAAUAUUACAUCAGGUGAUAAGUCGUGGAUAAAUAUUGAACAAAGGGCCUCCCUGACAUAUGUGCGAGGGGCUAUGAGAUUCAUUUUGUUUGCCUCAAAUCACCUAGAUGAAGAUGGAAAAAUCACAUGUCCUUGUAGGAUAUGUGUUAACGGGCAAUCUAUGUACCCACAAGAUGUCUUUGAUCAUAUCAUAUGCAAUGGAUUUCUUAGGGGCUAUGUCAACUGGGGAUUGCAUGGUGAGGGUGUUGGAUCAUCAACACCUGAGGUUGAAAUUAACAAACAAGAUGAGGGCUUUCUUCAUGACAUACAUGGUUUGUUGAGUGAUGCAUUUGGUAUGCAUGCUGAAAACACUAAUAUUAAUGGUGGCAUGAAUGUUGAUCUGGAUGGAACAUGCACUGAAACAAGAGAUGACCACGGACAAUAUAGUCAAUUUGAAAGCAGUGAUGCAGAUAUGUUUUCCAAAUUGCUUAAGGAAGCUGAGCAAGAAUUGUAUCCUAAUUGUAAGAUGUCAAAGCUGCCAUUCUUAGUACACUUGUACCACAUAAAAUGUCUUAAUGGGUGGAGUAAUAAAUCAUUAUCCAUGCUAUUGGAGUUGUUAAAAGAGGCGUUACCCGAUGGAAACACACUACCUACUACUUAUAAUGAAAUGAAGAAAAUAUUUUCAGGUCUCGGUUUAGGGUAUGAGAAAAUACAUGCUUGUCCAAAUGGUUGUGUGUUAUUCUGGAAAGAUCGUGAAAAUCAACAAGAAUGUGAUGUGUGUGGUGCCUCUAGAUGGAAGGAAAGUAGUGUUGUUGUGGAAGAUAAGGGAGAGAAUUUUAAUAGUACUAAGAAAAAAAAUAUUCCUGCAAAGGUAUUACGUUGGUUUCCUUUAAAACCAAGGUUGCAAAGAUUAUUCAUGUGUUCAAAAACAGCUUCUUUAAUGAAAUGGCAUGAAGAAGGGCGCACCAAAGAUGGAUUGAUGAGGCAUCCUGCAGAUUCUCCAGCAUGGAAAUAUCUAGAUUCUCGAUAUCCAGAAUUUUCUGCUGAUCCACGUAAUGUUCGCUUGGGGUUAGCUUCAGAUGGUUUUAAUCCAUUUGGGAUGAUGACAGUAUCUCACAGCACAUGGCCUGUUAUAUUGAUACCGUACAAUUUGCCCCCGUGGUUGUGCAUGAAGCAACCCAAUUUCAUCCUCACAUUGCUGAUUUCUGGUCCUAAAAGCCCAGGUAAUAAGAUUGAUGUAUACUUGCAGCCUUUAAUAGAAGAAUUAAAAGAAUUGUGGGAUGAAGGAUUGAAAACUUAUGAUGUCUCUGUUAAUCAAAGUUUCCUAAUGCGAGCAGUGGUAUUGUGGACUAUUAGUGACCUUCCUGGGCUCUCUAGUCUCUCUGGGUAUAGUGCUAGAGGGAUGUAUGCUUGCCCCUAUUGUGGUUUUGAUACAGAAUCUUUAUGGUUGGUACACAGUAGAAAGUAUUGUUAUAUGGGUCAUCGACGAUGGUUAGAAGCUGAUCACAUUUAUCGUCAAGAUGCGCAAUCAUUUGAUGGAACUUGCGAAACACGUCCAGCACCUAUGAGGCUAACGGGGUCUGAGGCGUUAAGGCAAUUAGAAUGCAUAGAAGAUGAAUACAACAAUGGCAGCAUGCAACCUUGGAAAAGAAAGAGCAUCUUCUUUCAACUGCCUUAUUGGGAACAUCUUUUAUUGCGUCAUAAUAUUGAUGUGAUGCAUACAGUGAAAAACAUAUUUGAUAACACGUGUGGCACCAUCACAAGCCAACAUGGAAAGUCUAAAGAUAAUUACAAAGCACGAUGUGAUUUAGAAGACAUGGGUAUACGGAAUGAUCUCCAUCCCAAGGUGCGCUUACGUACUAAUACUAAAUAUUUGCCAAAAGCUUGCUAUCAAAUGACCUCCAAAGAAAAAGAUGCCUUCUUUAAAGUUCUCAAGGAUCUUCGAGCCCCAGAUGAACUCUCAUCAAAUGUAUCACAUUGUGUCCAACUUAAACCACACAAAUUAAUUGGACUCAAAAGUCAUGACUGCCAUGUAUUGAUGCUUGAACUUCUUCCUAUUGCAUUACGUAAGUCUUUGCCAAACGAGGUAUGCUCAACUAUCAUUGAUUUUUGUAACUAUUUCAAGAACAUUUGCUCUAAGGUACUAUGUGAGAGGGAUCUUGACUUGCUUGAGCAUAGAAUUGCAAUUACUCUCUGUGAGAUGGAAAAGAUAUUCCCUCCUUCAUUUUUCACCAUUAUGGUUCAUUUGGCUAUUCACUUGGCAAAUGAGGCGAAACUUGGUGGGCCAGUUAAUUUUAGAUGAAUGUAUCCUAUUGAGAGGUACAACUUAAACCUUUUUCAUGUGGUUUUAGUUUUUAAUAUAUCUAUAUCUAACUUCAAGGACUAUUAGAUGUUAAUCUAGAUUAAUAUGUUAUUAUUUUUGUCAAUUUUAUGCUUGGUUGGUAUUCAUAAUCAAUAAUUUUAAUAUCU
Rubroshorea leprosula is the source of this 2637-nucleotide messenger RNA. The record is from the annotation of a GenBank genome assembly. Lineage: Eukaryota; Viridiplantae; Streptophyta; Magnoliopsida; Malvales; Dipterocarpaceae.